Messenger RNA from Capronia coronata CBS 617.96, 1116 nucleotides. Its product is annotated as aminoglycoside phosphotransferase. The record is from RefSeq and is a predicted model, not a curated record. NCBI's taxonomy places the organism in Eukaryota, Fungi, Ascomycota, Eurotiomycetes, Chaetothyriales, Herpotrichiellaceae. Bases 1 to 1116 code for a protein of 371 amino acids. The transcript is spliced from 3 exons.
AUGGCCGGGCCCGUACGACAACCCAUCGACCUGGCCUCGUUUGAGAGGUACGUCGACAACAAUGUUCCGCAGAUCAAGACCCCUCUGGAAUUGAAACAGUUCGGCUUCGGCCAGUCGAACCCUACAUACCAAAUCAUCGACGCAACCGGAGCGAAAUAUGUCAUGCGUAAGAAACCUCCUGGGAAAUUACUGUCGAAGACCGCACACCAGGUGGAUCGAGAAUAUAGAAUUAUCAAGGCACUCGGACAAACCGACGUCCCCGUACCCAAAGCGUACUGUUUAUGUGAAGAUGACAGUGUCAUCGGCACGGCAUUCUACAUCAUGGAGUUUCUGGACGGAAGAAUGGUCACGGAGCCGCAUUUCCCUGGGUUCAGCGCGCAAGAGAGGAUGGAAAUGUGGCGCGAUGCUGUCCGAACGCUGGCGAAGUUCCACCGGGUGGACUUCCACAAGGUCGGCCUUGCAGACUUUGGUCGACAUGGCGGAUUCUAUGAUCGUCAGUUGAAGACGUUCGGCACGUUAUCGAAGGCCCAGGCUGCGGCCGAGGACGUCGACACUAAGAUCCCUGUUGGGGACAUUCCGCAUUUCGAUGAGAUGGUCGACUUCUUCAAGCAGAAGUCGACACAACCCAAGGAUCGCGCAACGUUGAUCCAUGGAGACUACAAGAUCGACAACCUGGUCUUUCACAAAACCGAGCCACGUGUCAUUGGCAUUCUUGACUGGGAGAUGGCAACGAUCGGACAUCCUUUAUCGGAUUUCGUCAAUCUUACGGCUCCAUGGGCCUGGGUUGGAAGACAGACCGGAUCAGCCGAUUCGGAUAGAGCGAACGAAGCGUUUCGGUCUGGGGUUACUCCUGGCUUACCUUCGUUAGAACAGGCCGUGAAGUGGUAUGCGGAGGAGUCAGGAUACGACCCCUCCCCCGAGCUUGCUUGGGGCACCGCAUUUGGAGGAUUUAGAGGGGCUAUCAUCAUGCAAGGGAUUGCGGCAAGAUAUGCUCGCCGGCAAGCAAGUGGCACAACUGCCAGACAGUACGCGGCCCAAAUGGGCCCGUAUGGAGAGUGGACAUACGGACUGGUGAAGCGGUUGAAGGAUUCUUUGGAAGGAAAAGCAAAGCUGUAG